Messenger RNA from Chara braunii, 829 nucleotides. Lineage: Eukaryota; Viridiplantae; Streptophyta; Charophyceae; Charales; Characeae. The record is from the annotation of a GenBank genome assembly.
CGCAAGAAGAAGAACGAACGAACGCAGGGGGAGCAGUAGGAGGAGAGUAAGGAGGAGGAGGAGGAGGCGCAGUAGUUGGAGGAGGCGGAGGAGAUCAAUAGGUCGCUAUAGGUAGAGAGCGCAGCGGCCCAAGCUGCGAUGUGCGCUCACCACAAGAAGAAGGAAGAGGAGGAGUUGGUGGAGGAGAUCAAUAGGGCGUUAAAUGUCCAGCGCACCUCCCCAAACUGCAAUGCGCGCGCCGCAAGAAGAAGAAGAACAAGGAGGGGGAGGAGGGGGAGGAGGAGGAGAUCAAUAUGCCACCAGAGUUACAGCUUGCCUCCCCAGACUGCACUGCGCGCUCGCCUCAAAAUCCAGAAAGAACAAGGAUGAGGAGGAGGAAACCUAUAGGUCGCUGCUGGUACAGCCCAACUUCACAUACGGCUCUUUGUGCUCGCCCCAAGAAGUAGGAGGAGGAGGAGGAGAUCAACAGGUGGAUACAGACACGUGGCAUCUGUCGUCGCGCGUUCCGGUUCGGCGCCGUGGUUUCAGAGGUUCGUUCGUUGCCCCGUCAUCUGCAAUUUCUGCAAGGCGCGCGGGGCCAAUACGGGGCGAUGGAAUUCCACGGCACCACCGUGAGUUGAUGGUACGGGAGGAGGGAGAAGGGAGGGAAAUCGGUAGUGAUAACGACGAAGCCGGGGGAUAUGAAGUAUUGCGUGCUAUACGUAGUCGGAUAAUCGGGGCAUCUCGGGUCGCUAGUUACGGCACGGUGGAACUCUCUGGGGCACAAUCGGUUCUCGGUUAGGCAGGGGAAUUUUGGGCGUCUCUGCCUAAGAUAUUCUCUUACCCAAGG